This is a messenger RNA of Sorex fumeus (smoky shrew), 4869 nucleotides long. It is a transcript of the gene KCNT2, whose product is annotated as potassium sodium-activated channel subfamily T member 2. Gene Ontology annotation, cellular component: membrane. The record is from RefSeq and is a predicted model, not a curated record. NCBI's taxonomy places the organism in Eukaryota, Metazoa, Chordata, Mammalia, Eulipotyphla, Soricidae. Gene Ontology annotation, molecular function: intracellular sodium-activated potassium channel activity. The transcript is spliced from 29 exons. Gene Ontology annotation, biological process: potassium ion transport. The coding region runs from base 19 to 3447 and encodes 1142 amino acids.
CCCACUCUUUGAGAGAGGAUGGUUGAUUUGGAAAGCGAAGUGCCCCCUCUACCUCCCAGGUACAGGUUUCGGGAUUUGCUGCUGGGGGACCAAGGAUGGCAGAACGAUGACAGGGUACAAGUUGAAUUUUAUAUGAAUGAAAACACAUUUAAAGAGAGACUAAAGUUAUUUUUUAUCAAAAACCAGAGGUCAAGUCUAAGAAUACGUCUGUUCAAUUUUUCUCUCAAAUUAUUAAGCUGCUUAUUGUAUAUAAUUCGAGUACUACUAGAAAACCCUUCACAAGGAAAUGAAUGGUCUCACAUCUUUUGGGUGAAAAGAAGUCUACCCUUAUGGGGCUUACAGGUUUCAGUGGCACUGAUAAGUUUAUUUGAAACAAUACUGCUUGGUUAUCUCAGUUACAAGGGAAACAUCUGGGAACAGAUUUUACGGAUACCCUUCAUUUUGGAAAUAAUUAAUGCAGUUCCUUUCAUUAUCUCAAUAUUCUGGCCUUCCUUAAGGAAUCUAUUUGUCCCAGUCUUCUUAAAUUGUUGGCUUGCCAAACAUGCCUUGGAAAAUAUGAUUAAUGAUCUACAUAGAGCCAUUCAGCGUACACAGUCUGCAAUGUUUAACCAAGUUUUGAUUUUAAUAUCUACGUUACUAUGCCUUAUCUUCACCUGCAUUUGUGGAAUUCAACAUCUGGAACGAAUAGGAAAGAAGCUGAAUCUCUUUGACUCCCUUUAUUUCUGCAUUGUGACCUUUUCUACUGUGGGUUUCGGGGAUGUCACUCCUGAGACAUGGUCCUCCAAGCUUUUUGUAGUUGCAAUGAUCUGUGUUGCUCUUGUGGUCCUACCUAUACAGUUUGAACAGCUGGCCUAUUUGUGGAUGGAGAGACAGAAGUCAGGUGGUAACUACAGUCGACACAGAGCUCAAACUGAAAAGCACGUUGUUCUGUGUGUCAGCUCAUUGAAGAUUGACUUACUUAUGGAUUUCCUAAAUGAAUUUUAUGCUCAUCCAAGAUUACAGGAUUAUUAUGUGGUGAUUUUGUGUCCAACUGAAAUGGAUGUGCAAGUUCGAAGGGUCCUACAGAUUCCAAUGUGGUCACAGAGAGUCAUCUACCUUCAAGGUUCAGCUCUUAAAGACCAGGAUCUCUUGAGAGCCAAGAUGGAUGAUGCUGAGGCCUGUUUUAUUUUGAGCAGCCGUUGUGAAGUUGAUAGAACAUCAUCUGACCACCAAACAAUUUUGAGAGCAUGGGCAGUAAAAGAUUUUGCUCCAAAUUGCCCUUUAUAUGUCCAGAUAUUAAAGCCUGAAAAUAAAUUCCAUAUCAAAUUUGCUGAUCAUGUUGUUUGUGAAGAAGAGUUUAAAUACGCCAUGUUAGCUUUAAACUGUAUAUGCCCAGCAACCUCUACACUUAUCACACUACUGGUUCAUACCUCUAGAGGGCAAGAAGGCCAACAGUCACCAGAACAAUGGCAGAAGACAUAUGGUAGAUGCUCUGGGAAUGAAGUAUACCACAUUGUUUUGGAAGAAAGUACAUUUUUUGCUGAAUAUGAAGGGAAAAGUUUUACAUAUGCCUCUUUCCAUGCGCACAAAAAGUUUGGUGUCUGCCUGAUUGGUGUAAGGAGGGAGGAUAAUAAAAACAUUUUACUGAAUCCAGGUCCUCGUUAUAUUAUGAACGCUUCAGAUACGUGUUUUUAUAUUAAUAUUACCAAAGAAGAGAAUUCAGCAUUUAAAAACCAAGACCAACAGAAGAAAAGCAACAUGUCAAGGUCAUUUUAUCAUGGACCUUCUAGAUUACCUGUGCAUAGUAUAAUUGCCAGCAUGGGGACCGUGGCUAUAGACUUGCAAGACACAAGCUGUAGGUCGACCAGUGGCCCCACCCUGUCUCUUCCUGCAGAAGGAAGCAAAGAAGCCAGAAGACCCAGCAUAGCUCCUGUUUUAGAGGUUGCAGAUACUUCAUCUAUUCAAACCUGUGAUCUUCUAAGUGAUCAAUCAGAAGACGAAACUACACCAGAUGAAGUCAUUUCCUCAAAUUUAGAAUAUGCUAAAGGCUACCCACCCUAUUCUCCAUAUAUAGGAAGCUCACCAACAUUUUGUCAUCUCCUUCAUGAAAAAGUGCCAUUUUGCUGCUUGAGAUUAGACAAGAGUUGCCAGCAUAACUACUAUGAGGAUGCAAAAGCCUAUGGAUUCAAAAAUAAGCUAAUUAUAGUUGCAGCUGAAACAGCUGGAAAUGGAUUGUAUAAUUUUAUUGUUCCUCUCAGGGCAUAUUAUAGACCAAAGAAAGAACUUAAUCCCAUAGUACUGCUGUUGGAUAAUCCGCCAGAUAUGCAUUUUCUGGAUGCAAUCUGUUGGUUUCCAAUGGUUUACUACAUGGUGGGCUCUAUUGACAACCUAGACGAUCUACUCAGGUGUGGAGUGACUUUUGCUGCCAACAUGGUGGUUGUGGACAAAGAAAGCACCAUGAGUGCUGAGGAAGACUACAUGGCAGAUGCCAAGACAAUUGUGAAUGUGCAGACUCUUUUCAGGUUGUUUUCCAGUCUCAGUAUUAUCACAGAGCUCACUCACCCAGCCAACAUGAGAUUCAUGCAGUUCAGAGCCAAAGACUGUUACUCUCUUGCUCUUUCAAAACUGGAAAAGAAAGAACGAGAGCGAGGUUCUAACUUGGCCUUUAUGUUCCGACUGCCUUUUGCUGCUGGGAGGGUGUUUAGUAUCAGCAUGUUGGACACGCUUCUCUAUCAGUCGUUUGUGAAGGAUUAUAUGAUUUCUAUUACCAGACUUCUGUUGGGAUUGGACACAACACCAGGAUCUGGGUUUCUUUGUUCCAUGAAGAUCACUGAGGAUGACUUAUGGAUCAGAACAUAUGCCAGACUCUAUCAGAAGCUGUGUUCUUCUACUGGAGAUGUACCCAUUGGAAUCUAUAGGACUGAGUCCCAGAAACUCUCAACAUCUGAGUCUCGAGAAAUAGCAUCACAAUCUCAAAUAUCCAUCAGUGUGGAAGAAUGGGAAGACACCAAAGAUUCCAAAGAACAAGGUCACCAUCGAAGUAACCACCGUAACUCAACAUCCAGUGAUCAGUCAGACCAUCCCUUGCUGCGGAGAAAGAGCAUGCAGUGGGCACGCAGAUUGAGCAGGAAAGGUCCCAAACACUCUGGAAAAGCAGCAGAGAAAAUUACCCAGCAGCGACUGAACCUCUACAGGAGAUCAGAGAGACAAGAGCUUGCUGAACUUGUGAAAAACAGAAUGAAACACUUGGGCCUUUCUACAGGGGGAUAUGAUGAAAUGAAUGACCAUCAAAGUACCCUCUCUUACAUACUGAUUAACCCGUCUCCAGAUACCAGACUAGAGCUGAAUGAUGUAGUGUACUUAAUCAGACCAGAUCCAUUGGCAUAUCUUCCCAACCGUGAACCCAGUCGGAAAAACAGCAUCUGUAAUGUCAGUGGUCCAGAUUCUCGAGAGGAAACUCAACUUUGAUAAAAAGAAAAUGAGACUGUUUUUUCCUACAAUUAUGUUGUUUGAGGUAAUUCCAAAUAGCAGGCAAGAGAAAUAUUACUGGCAUGAAUAAAAUAGAUGAGAAUACAUUCAGUUAACUCAUAUUUUAAAAUAUCUAUCCUCUUAGACGUAUAGAUUAUUUUGAGAUUUAAUGUAUUAUUUAUUAUAAUUCUUGCUGAUAUUUGGAAGACUCGUGGAAUUAUUGUAAAAAGCUAAAUUGAAACUUAAACAGUUAAAUUUAAUAUUUAUUUAUUUGAGUAGACUCCUAAACCUAUGAAGACAUUUUUCAAGGAAUUAAGGUUUUAUGAAAGAGCUAAAAAUCCACUAUCUUGGGCGCAUCAAAAUGGAUUUAGAAGAUUGUUUCUCCUCUUAAAAAUGAAAUAUAUAUUAUAUUCUUAAACUUGUUGUUUUAUAAACUAGAGCUCAUCAUGUCUAGUUUUCUCUACACAAAGACUAACACACUUGUAUGAUUAACAUUUGUGUGUAAGAAUCAUAGUUUGCUUUAGAUUGAAUAUUUAAGUCAUUUUAAAUUUUUUGUUGAUGUGUCCUAAUAUAUUCAUUUCAUAACUUGAAAUGUUCAUAGCAUGUUUUAUUACACUAAAGAACCCAAAACAUUAUUAUAAGACAAGAACAGUAUGCUAAAGAGCAAAUAAGUAUUGUUCUCUUAAAAGACUACCAAAAAUAGAAAAAAUAACUGUGUCUUGGAAUUGAAUCCAAGAAUUGAAAUAUUAACACAUAAAUUCAGUAAUAAUUUGUUCAAACUCUUGGGCUUGAAUAUUUUUCAUAUAUCUAAAUAGUAUAAUUCAUUAGAAAAAGACUUUAAAUUUAAAACAAAGUUUCAUGCUUUUGCAAAUACAAAACAUUUUAAAUACAAAACCCCUCAUUUCUGACUUCAGUAUUGAAAUAAGCACACAAAAACUUUUAGUUAGAAGGUUUUAUUUUUAUUGGAGGAAAAUUCUGUCACUGUCACUGUCACUGUCCUCCCGUUGUUCAUCAAUUUGUUCGAGCGGGCCCAGUAACUUCUCCAUUGGAGACUUUGUUGUUACUGUGUUUGGCAUAUCUAUAGGAAUUAUGUUUUGAUAUUGCAUGAAAGAGCAGACCAUUAAGAUAAAUAGUUUUGCCAUUUAAAUUUACCAUGAGUUUUGGAAGAUAUGAUAGUUAUUAAUUAAAUUGAUUCUUGGUGACACUACUGCUUCUGUUUGUGUUGCUGUUAUUCCUCUACAGAAACAGAUUAUAAACUACUACAGCACAGCUUGCCUGGUAGUGACAGUAUAAUUAAAAGAUACAUCGGUAAAUUUAAAUACAUUUUUCCUAAUUAUUUUAUUUUCCUUUAUAUCUGAAUUUGACAUUGUUAUGACACUAUUCUUUCUUUUCAUAAAGAAGUACAUCAUAUAAGAAUAAAAG